Messenger RNA from Girardinichthys multiradiatus, 3961 nucleotides. It is a transcript of the gene kcnk1b, whose product is annotated as potassium channel, subfamily K, member 1b. The transcript is spliced from 3 exons. NCBI's taxonomy places the organism in Eukaryota, Metazoa, Chordata, Actinopteri, Cyprinodontiformes, Goodeidae. Gene Ontology annotation, cellular component: membrane. The record is from RefSeq and is a predicted model, not a curated record. Gene Ontology annotation, biological process: potassium ion transmembrane transport; stabilization of membrane potential. Bases 314 to 1321 code for a protein of 335 amino acids. Gene Ontology annotation, molecular function: potassium ion leak channel activity.
UGAAGCUCAGAAAUACGACAAACUACUAAUAGUGGUGCAUUUAACGAGAUGCCUUUUAAAGUUUUGAAAUGCGAAAAUAAAUGUUAGACAUAUAUAAGAGAUGGGCGUUGGAACAUUUCUCCAUCUGCUGACGACAGAGGCGUUGGAGAUUUACGAUAGGACGUAAACAGUCAACAGUCAUAGCAGGUUCCGCGGAGGGGGAGAGGAUAUUCAUUUGAGCUUUGUCUCUUAACAACGUCGCUGACUGUAGAGCAGGGUAGAAUUACUUUGUUAUAAUAAAUUAUUACCGAGGUUAUUUAGCUACCGGUUAAAAAUGCUCCAGUCUCUAGCCAGUAAUUCUUGUGUGCGUUUGAUACAGAAUCACAAAUCGACGUGGUAUUUCGUGUCUUUAAUUUUAGGCUAUCUCCUUUAUCUUAUAUUCGGCGCCGUCGUAUUCUCAUCCGUCGAGCUGCCGUACGAGGACCAACUGCGUCAGGAGCUGAGGACCGUGAAAAAGCAGUUUCUCAUAGAAAAUGAGUGUCUGUCCGAGGAGCGACUGGAGCGGUUUUUAAAGAAAGCCCUGGACGCCAGUAAUUAUGGGGUUUCUAUUCUCAAUAAUGCCUCGGCUAACUGGAACUGGGACUUCACCUCUUCGUUGUUUUUCGCCAGCACGGUGCUGUCUACCACAGGAUAUGGUCACACUGCACCUCUGUCAGACGGCGGCAAGGCCUUCUGCAUUAUUUACUCCAUGAUUGGCAUCCCCUUCACCCUCCUCUUCCUCACUGCCGUGGUCCAAAGGAUCAUGGUGUUCAGUACGCGGAGGCCCAUCACUUACAUUCACACACAUUGGGGCCUGUCCAAGCAGCUUGUGGCCAUCGUUCACGCCACCCUCCUGGCCCUGUUGGCCAUCUCGUGCUUCUUCCUCAUCCCCGCCGCCAUCUUCUCCGCGCUGGAGGAGAACUGGAACUUCCUGGAGUCCUUUUAUUUCUGCUUCAUUUCACUCAGCACCAUUGGCCUCGGAGACUACGUACCUGGAGAGGCGGCCAAUCAGAAGUUCAGGGAGCUGUAUAAAGUAGGCAUCACUGUCUACCUCAUUUUCGGUCUCAUAGUCAUGCUGGUGGUACUGGAGACCUUCUGCGAGCUGCAGCAGCUGAAGCAGCUCAGGAAGAUGUUCUACCUGAAGAAGGAGAAGCCACAGGACCGCCUUGCCAUACUGGAGCAUGACCACCUCUCCUUCACCACCGUGUCUGAAAACAAGGGCACCAAGAGCGAGGACAAAACCAAGACGUUUCUCAGCGUCCCAACUCUGGCCUCUCCCAAUGAUGAUCCAAUGAUUCAGUAAAGAUUGCCACAGAGGAUAAAGGAAGGGAAUAAGAAAGAAGGGAAGGGAAGAACUCAUAUUAGAAGACAGGAUGAGUAAAUAGCUAUCACAGCUUUAGGGAACCUUUAGGCAAAGCUAAAAUCAGUUAGGACUACACAGAUUAAGCAAACAAUACCAACUACUUAACCACGAAACUGACAAUAGAGAUAGUGUUAUGCAGCAGACUUUAUCUACAUAAUAAAAGACAAAUUAAUAUUUUAACAGCAGCUAUAAAUACAAAGUCAGUGAUAAAAGUAAAGUGCUCUGCUGUAUUUAUGACUCUCAAAAGCUAAUCGCCUUUAAAAGCUACAUUAUUUAUGGCACACUUAAGAAUAUUUGAUGAAGUAAUUCGUCUCUUAAAACUAGCUGAAAGACAGGAAAACCUCCCGUCACAAAUUAGGACAUAAAUAUGUAUGUAUCUUUUAAAUAGAGUUUUUAGACAGGUCCUUGUACAUAAUUGGGUGAAUGUUUUAAAUGUAGGGUAUGAAGUUGAAACAGAACUUUAUCUGAUAUCUAAAACAAUAGCUGAUGGUGUAUCAUGACCUGUUUUUGUUUUUGUUUUGGGGCAUUGUUUUAAAUUUCUCUGAUUCUGACAGAGCUUUACAGACCCUUUGUUGAUGUCAGUAUUCAUUUAAUUACUGAAUUUUAUCUUUGAAGAUAAAAAAAAUGCGGGUUGCACAAUUGAUGAAAAAAGUUACAUAAGGACUGGUUUAUCAAUUUUAUUUGCAGUAAAUUUGCUAUUGAUCAACAGGUAGCAGAGUAUGUAAUUUAGGUUGCUGCUAUGUAAUAAUAUUGUUUGUACAGUUCAUAUUUUGUGCAUUUCUGGGUCUUCUUUACAGUGGUGUUAACGUUUUUGGUUGCACUACAUGUUGUCAUUGUUAGGGAAGAAAAAACCUGCUUACAUUUGUGUAUCCUCAACUCAUUGCAGCACUGUUCUCAAAGUUGUCCAUGUGCAAAGCAAUACAAGUUAUUGAUCCGUCUGAACGGUUUAAUGCACGCUGGACUGUGUGAGAAAAAAGGGAACCGAGUACCAAUGGUCCAGCUUACAGAGGGAACUGCUUUUUAUUGGAAUGAAGGAAGGUAGGUUUGCACACGAGCUGCAGUGAGACAGAAUUCAGACACAUUAAAAAAUUCUGUUAAAACAAAGGGAUUUAAACCGUAGAUUUUACUGUAUUAGUAAUAUUUGAAUGUAGAAACGCCUGUUUAUUGGUUAUGACUUGAGAAACGUUUACAAAUCGCUUUGAACGAACGAAAUACUGUACCAGAAAAGGCACUUUUAAAAACUUGAAAACCCGUCUCGAUCUGCAUUUCUAAUUAUCCGCCGCAGCAGUUUUGCGUCUAAGCAUCACAUAACAAAGGCCUUUGUUUGAUUUGAAAAAAAAAUUUCUAGCUUAACGAAAAUCACCUCAUCAUCCAUCAUCAGAUGUUUAGUUUCUUGUUGACAGAGUUAGUCUUUUAAUACUGCUGUCCUUGUUUGUAACAUUAGCAGAAAACCAUGCAUCAUCUCACAUUAGAGGCUACAUUAUUCGCUUUUUUUAAAGCGCUUGAAUGUAAUGUAUUUAUCCUCUUUUUCCUCUAUAUGAAACAUUGUCAUAGCUCAUUUGUCAUGUUUUCUCCUGGAAUUUGUUCUUUGAUGUUUUUUCUUUAAAUCCGAGCUUCAAUAUGUCAUCAUUUGGGUUUCUUGCUGAGGUGUGACUGCAGUCUUUAAAUGAAUUGUAUCACCUUUAUGACAGUAAUUGCUAUCCAGAUUACUGUUUCUCACAGAUUGCAUCAGAGAAAAUUGACACCUGCACAUUAUGAUGUAAUGCUGCGCUUGCUGUCAGGGUUAAAAGCACGCUUUGCAACAGAUGGAGCCGUUUCUUGCUUAGGGCAGGAUGAUGAACUUCUUGCAUUAUUUUUCCACCUGAGGACUUCUGAUAAUUUUUUUUCAUAAACUAUACUAAGGUAAAAAAUGCUUCUGUUAAGUUAUAGUUGGCUUUGCAUUAGCUACUUUUUGAAUAUUUCUUUUUCCAUUAGUUUGAAAAUGUGCCUGGCCUUCUCUGAACUCCAUUUCAUUCUGUAUAAUAUAUUUCUGAUGCAGGUUUCAUUUUAUUUCUUUUUUUUCCCUUACCAUUCUGGGCCUUUGUAAACAACUGUGAAAGAUUGAUUGUCUGCUGAGUAGAAAACCUUACAUUUAGUAAAUUUUGUCUCUUUUACUGUAAAAUGUCUUUUUUUGUAGCUACAUUUCUAGAUUGUUUUUUAAUGUCUGUGAUCCUGCAAAGUCGUUCACAUAUGGUUUGACUAGGAGGCGAGAGCUGUAAGGGAACAGAAUUCACGUUUCUAUCAAUGAUUAAACGUUAUGUGAAUGAUUAUAAAUGGAAACACUCUGCCAUUUUUAUAUAUGCUGAGAAAACUGACAUAUUUGAAGUAUUUGCAUUCUUGAGCUUUUGGUACAUUAUCAGUUGUCAGUGAUGCUGUAUAAUCAAAUGCACAGUUAGGUAUUUUACUGUUACAAUAUUAAUAAUUUAAAACAAGACUGUCACUGGGUUCCCAAAACUCAUUUCAGCAUGAGAAAAUACACUGUAAAAUGUAAAAGCUGUAAACAUGUCCAUGUGUCUGAAAUAAAAUGUUGGAUUAUAAUAA